UAUCCCUUCUUUCCCACUACCGACGGUCGGACGGCAACGAAGGAGAAGAAGAGGAGGGCGAGAUGGUCAUCCCCCUGGCCCCUCUCCUUCUUCCUCCGAACCCUCGUUCGUCUCCUCCUCCUCCCGAUCCUUACCUGAGGAGCUCGCCUGUGCUCAAGAAAUGGCGGAUCGGGGCUUCUUCCGCCGCUCCUGGGGUUGAUCUCAAGCCGCUAGAGACGGCCAUCGCCAAGAAGGAUAGCGUUGCUGUUAAGGAGAUUCUUGAUCAGCUGAAUCAAAUAGGUUGGGCAAAGAAAUGGAGCUCUCAGCCAUAUGUAUCACGUCGUAUGACAUCCUUGCGGGAGCUUACCACUCUGGGAAUAAAAAACGCAGAGAACCUUGCAAUACCAAGUGUUAGGAAUGAUGCAGCUUUUCUAUUCACAGUAGUGGGAACCACGAGUUUGCUUGCUGUCAUUGCCGGUCAGCUUCCUGGGGACUGGGGUUUCUUUGUGCCUUACUUAAUUGGUAGCAUUUCAUUAAUAGUACUGGCUGUUGGGAGCAUUUCUCCUGGUCUUCUGCAGGCUGCGAUUAAUGGAUUUUCUUCAUUUUUUCCUGAUUACCAAGAGAGGAUUGCUAGACAUGAAGCUGCUCAUUUCUUGGUUGCCUACUUGAUUGGCCUGCCUAUCUUGGGAUAUUCGCUGGACAUCGGAAAGGAGCACGUCAAUUUGGUUGAUGAGCGGCUUCAGAAACUACUAUACAGUGGACAACUUGAUGAGAAGGAAUUGGACAGGUUGGCUGCUGUGUCGAUGGCUGGACUUGCAGCUGAAGGUCUGAAAUAUGAUAAGGUGAUUGGUCAAUCAGCAGACCUUUUCACGCUUCAGAGGUUUAUAAAUAGGAGUAAGCCACGGAUUAGCAAGGAACAGCAGCAAAACCUUACAAGAUGGGCUGUGUUGUUUGCUGGAUCUCUCCUCAAGAACAAUGCAGUAGAGCAUCAAGCUCUUAUGGCAGCAAUGUCGAGGAAAGCUGGCGUGCUCGAGUGCAUCGAAGCGAUAGAGAAUGCUGCUUAAUUAAUUUGUAUAGCUUGAUCAUUCGUAGUGGAGCUCAUGAUUCAUUCGUUGGCUAUCAACUGUCUCCAGAAAUUGAAAACUCUGCUGUGAGCCAAAAUUCAUAAGCUUCCUUUUUAGUUUGUAAAUGACGAUAUCAUAUUGUUACAGUCGAAUAAUCGUAUGUUUAUACAUUUACCUCUAA
This is a messenger RNA of Musa acuminata AAA Group (dessert banana), 1224 nucleotides long. RefSeq lists its product as uncharacterized. The record is from RefSeq and is a predicted model, not a curated record. The coding region runs from base 63 to 1043 and encodes 326 amino acids. Gene Ontology annotation, biological process: proteolysis. The transcript is spliced from 10 exons. Gene Ontology annotation, molecular function: ATP binding; ATP-dependent peptidase activity; metalloendopeptidase activity. Lineage: Eukaryota; Viridiplantae; Streptophyta; Magnoliopsida; Zingiberales; Musaceae.